ACUGUGCGCCUGAUGUCUUCUCGUUCAACAUAGUAAUCAACGGCUGCUUUAAAGAAGGUGAAGUAGACAAAGCGUGCAAUCUCUUCCAUGAGAUGCCCCAACUGGGAGUUCAACCUGAUGUGGUGACCUACACCUCAAUCAUGGACGCACUAAGCAAGUCCGGAGCAAUGGACAAGGCAGAAGUGCUCCUUCGGCAAAUGGUUGAUCAAGGAAUUGAACCCAAUAUCAGGACAUAUAGCUGUCUGAUCCAUGGAUAUUCUACUUUUGGUCAGUGGAAGGAGGCACUUAGGGUAUUCAAAGAAAUGGCAAGUCUUGGUGUUGUACCAGACGUUGUCACAUUGAGCUCAUUAAUCGAUUCCCUUUGCAGGCACAGAAGGACAAAGCAAGCUAGAGAAAUUUUUGACUCUAUGGCUGCAAAGGGCCUGAAACCUAAUAUCGUCUCCUACUCUACUAUGCUUAAUGGGUAUGUCAAAGAAGGAUCCUUCGAGGAUAUGACCGGUCUCUUCAAUUCGAUGGUACGGAAUGGUAUUGUACCUAACCACCAUAUUUUCAACAUACUGAUCAAUGCAUAUGCUAAACGUGGACUGAUGGAUGAGGCUAUGCACAUGUUCGAAGUAAUGAGGCAACAAGGAGUAAACCCAGAUGUAUUUGGCUAUCAAAUCAUAAUGGAUUCACUUUGUAAAAUGGGUAAGAUGGAUGCUGCUCUGGACAAAUUUAAUCAGAUGGUCAAUCAAGGAGUUUCACCUAACAAAGCUGUUUACCAAUGCCUGGUUCUGGGUUCUUGCUCUCAUGGUGAUUUUGUGAAAGCCAAGGAAUUGAUUUCUGAAGCGGUUAAUAGAGGUCUGUGUUCUAACAGUGUGUUCUUCUAUCCUGUAAUAAACGACCGUUGCAAAGAAGGAAAGGUGAAGGACGCACAGGAUAUGUUUGACUUCAUUGUAGGUAUUGGUCAUCGGCCUGAUGUGAUUAUGUACAAUUCACUGAUGGAUGGAUAUUGCCUUGUUGGCAAGGUGGAGGAAGCACUGAGAGUACUUGAUGCUAUGAAGUCUGCUGGCCUCCAACCUGAUGUUUUUACAUAUGGUAUACUUAUUAAUGGCUACUGUAAAAUUGGAAGGAUCGACGACGGAUUGAGUCUUGUCAGGGAAAUUUCACUCAGUGGGGUUAAGCCCACGACUAUUAUGUACAACAUUAUACUUGAUGGGCUGUUUUGCUCUGGGAGAACAGUUCCUGCAAAGGAAAAAUUCCAUAAGAUGAAUGAAAGUGGCAUACCAGUGGGCGUUGGAACAUACAACAUAGUUCUUAGUGGACUUUGUAAAAAUAAUUGCACUGAUGAAGCAAUAGAGCUGUUCAAGAAAUUACGUGCUGUGAACGUGAAGAUUAAUGUCAUAACACUCACUACCAUGGUUUCUGCAAUGUUUAAAACUAGGAGAAUUGAAGAAGCCAAGGAUUUGUUUGUUACUAUAUCAGCCAUUGGGUUGGUGCCUUCUGUUGUGACUUACAGUAUAAUGAUGACAAAUUUCAUAAAAGAAGGGUUGCUUGCAGAUGCUGAUGAUAUGUUUUCAGCAAUGGAGAAGGCUGGCUGUGCUCACAACUCCAGACUGCUAAAUCAAGUGGUCAGGGUAUUUCUGAAGAAUGGUGAAGUUGUAAAGGCUGUGACUUAUCUUGCCAAAUUUGAUGCAAAACAGCUGUCAGUUGAAGCUUCGACGGUUUCGUUAAUAGUAUCUCUCUUCUCAAGGAAAGGGAAAUUAAGGGAGCAUGUAAAAUUGCUUCCGGUAAAGUACCAGCCUCCUGAGAUGUUGGACUGACAAUUGAUACAGUAUUACUUGGUACUUCGUACAAAAAAGCAAGGUGGUAUUCAGUCAUAGCUGACAGAAUGCCAUUGCCCCCACAUGCCCUUUUUGAAAAUGUAGAUAAAUCAUCCAUUCUGUUGUUGCCUGAUGUUUGAUGUCACGUUCUAAAUGAAAUAACAAGACUGUGGCCUGAGAGUCAUAUGAGCUUCCCUUUUUUGUGGGAUGAAGAAGGCGCAACUCUGAUCUGGAAAGUUUGGAUAUGUCACACAUUUAGGCCUAUUCAGUGUAUCCAAAUUUGUGACAAAGUACUUGGCUGCCUACCUCUGGGAAUACCCAAACUCGUUGUUUACGCAUUUAUGCAAUAUGAAGGCUUGAGCAAGGAGUGCAACAGAAACACGAUAUAAAAUAGUUUGUUUAACAACUCUGAUAUUUUCCAGUAAUGCCUCUCUCAACAGUAGUGCUAAUUUUUUUGGGAAAGCGUUAAGUGCGCUGUAUUCAUGGGCUGCAUAUCCGAUGUUACUUGAGGGCUAUUAAGCAUGUUUUGUGCUCCUCCCAGACUGUAAGAAUUCACUGCAAUCUCUCCAGUAAGAGAUAUUUACCUUAAUUCAUCGUAUGCGUUUUCCUU
Messenger RNA from Triticum aestivum (bread wheat), 2412 nucleotides. Its product is annotated as protein Rf1, mitochondrial. Bases 93 to 1802 code for a protein of 569 amino acids. Gene Ontology annotation, molecular function: protein binding. The transcript has a single exon. The record is from RefSeq and is a predicted model, not a curated record. NCBI's taxonomy places the organism in Eukaryota, Viridiplantae, Streptophyta, Magnoliopsida, Poales, Poaceae.